Molecule: messenger RNA, 2185 nt
Organism: Thermothielavioides terrestris NRRL 8126
Lineage: Eukaryota; Fungi; Ascomycota; Sordariomycetes; Sordariales; Chaetomiaceae
Exons: 1
Coding region: 223-2031 (602 amino acids)
Biological process (GO): mitochondrial respiratory chain complex III assembly
Cellular component (GO): mitochondrial inner membrane
Source: RefSeq, a predicted model, not a curated record
GCCCGUUCUUGCGACGGGGCGUCAACUCCAACGAACGGCGAGCAAGCUGAGGUGAAGAAGGAUCCAGCCUGCUCUUCCCAGCCCAAGUGACCUCACUAUUACCACCACUCCAUUGGGGGAAGCAGAAUAGUGCCGUGAGAAAGCGCCAAGGGGGAAGAAAAAAGAGCCAGCCCUUUUUGAUGGACCAUGCCUAACUAAGGCUUGAUUUUCCCGCUGCCGAGCAUGGCUUCUUCACCACUGCUGUCCCGGACGGCAACUGCUGUCCUGCGGCGCCCGUCGUCGCUCCGCGCAGCACAAACACAAUGGGUGCGCUACUCCAGCGCGUCGGCCCGCUCCGAGCGCUCUCGCAACCGCACCUUCGCCUUCCUGGGCGUCUUCGCCGCUUCCACUGCCAUUGCUGUGUGGGCCUAUCCGCGCUUCUUCCUGGCAGGGCAGCAGCAGCAACAGGAGCAGCAGCAGCAGCAGCAGCACCGGCAGCCGGAGCCGCCAAACGCCGAAAUGACCGAGAUGGUCUUCGAGAAGCCGCGGAAAAAGGCCGCGUCUAAGGAAGAGAACCGCGAUCUGGUCAGCUCCCAGCACCUGCAGGUGAAGCGGAGCUGGGAGCAUCCCGGUGUCUAUGCCUGGGGCUCCAAUGCCGGCAGGGUGGCCGCCCCGGACUCCAGCGAGGCAGUUGUCAAGACUCCCCGCCGGAUCCCCUAUUUUGACGGCCAGAUUCUGCGCGACCUGAAGCUGGACCGCGACUUUGGCGCCGCUGUCACCGAGAACGGCGAUCUCGUGCAGUGGGGCGUCGCCUUCGACAAGGAUGCUGUUGCUCCGACUACCACCCUGAAAGGCAAGAACAUCACGAAGAUUGCUGUCUCGCGGGACCGCAUAGUUGCGCUCUCGUCCAACGGUGACGUCUACUCGAUUCCCGUCGCCAAGUCGGACCAGGCCUAUGGUGAGAAGCUGACCAGCAAGUCCUGGUUUCCCUUCUGGUCUUCCGAGACAUCGCCCAUCAGCUAUCGGUCGUUGAAGCCCGCGAAUCUCGGAUGGGGAGAGAAGGUCGUUGACGUCAAGAGCGGGCUGGAGCACUGCCUGCUUCUGACCUCAAGUGGCCGCGUGUUCUCGGCCGCGUCGAGCUCCCAGGACUUCCCGUCCAAGGGGCAGCUAGGCGUGCCAGGCCUGACUUGGCAGACGCGACCUGCUGGCCCCUACGAUCAGCCGCACGAGGUGACAGGCCUGCGCGGAUUCAAGAUCAAAGAGAUUGCCGCUGGCGACUUCCACUCGCUAGCUCUCGACCGCGAGGGGCGCGUGUUCUCCUUUGGCGACAACGCCGCCGGCCAGCUGGGCUUCGAGCCAGAUAUGGAGGCUACCUACGUGGACCGCCCUUCGCUGCUCCCCGUCGGCAAGCUUUACAAAGGGACAAACCUCGUGCCCAAGGUCACCUCCAUCGCCGCCGGCGGGCUGAACAGCUUCUUCACGGUCGACGCCACCAAGACCCAGAGCCAGAUCCCCAGUGAGCUCGGCAGGACCGUGGCCGACACGUGGGCGUGCGGUGCCGGCAUCUACGGCAGCCUCGGCACGGGCAAGUGGACGCACAUCUCGGCCGCGCCGACCAAGAUCAAGGCGCUGUCGAACCUGUACGAGUAUGACGAUGCGGCGAACCGCAUCAUCCCGAUCCGGGUGGCGCGCCUCGCCGUCGGCAGCACGCACGCGUGCGCCGUGCUGGGCAACUUGACGCACCUGACCGCGUCGAGCAAGACGCCGGCCACCGACACCAACUUCGGCGCCGACGUGCUCUGGUGGGGCGGCAACGAGCACUACCAGCUGGGCACGGGCAAGCGGAACAACGUCAACUCGCCCGUCUACAUCGGCCCGCUGGACGGCGGGCAGGCCGACGCCGAGAUGGGUAGGAAGGGGGAGGUGCAGCGGUUCCAGAUCACGCCCCGGACGAAGGUGCGCCUGGGCGAGGGCGGCAAGGGCCGGGUGGCGAACGUCGAGCAGAGGGUCGAGUGCGGGCGCUAUGUCUCAGCGGUGUACUCUGCGGCUUGACAGCCGACGCGAAUCACGAUUUUCUCUUGGCUAUGGGGCGGUAGGGCGCAUACGUGUUUUGACCUGUAUAAUGUACAAAUUGGGGUCCUUUUUUUUUCGCUUCUCCAUGUAUAUAUAGCAUAUAAGCAGUGAAGAGGAGGGACUGUGUAGGGGA